AUGCCUUGGUCAGAUCAUUUAUCGCGUACAAAGUCGGUCUCAUCGAGCGAUAAGCAGCCGCGCGCCGAUGCUGAAGCUCCGACCACAAAAUCCAAAUCGCAUCGGAGAUCUCGUUCCAACAGUAGCCCGGCAACACCGGCACCAGCUGCCGCCACCCCAGAACCGAAACAAGUCACCAAGAAGGAUCCUGCUUCGACGGAAGCAAAACAAUCACCAGUUGAAAAGACACCAGAAACACCCGAGGAAUCAAAACCAUCUACGCCAACUUCGGCGUCGCGGAAGUCGGACCCCAAGCCGAUCGGACGACGAAACUCGUGGAUAUCUAGUUUGAGCUCGAAGUUUUCGUCUGGAUCGACGCCUCCGUCACAAUCAAGUCUUAAGGCAAGCCCAGCGAGCCCGAAAACGACAAGUCCGCUCGAGACGCACAACCCGUUUGGCGCGGCCUACUCUCCGAAGGAUAAAGAAGAAGAGAAGAAGGAUGAGAACAAUCCCUUUACCUCAACAUCCCCGAAGGGACCUUCGUUUAUUCACAAUGCGUUGCGCAAAUUCUCAUCCAACUCCGGUGGAUUGCCCAAGUUAAACCCGAACGACUCGAUCUGCCCUCGCCGCGUGAUGAACAUUGACCAAACUCGACAUCGGUGUAAGGUCGCCGAUUUGAAGCAGGCCAAAUUGAAUCGUGUGGCGUUUUGUGUGGACGUCGAGAUCGCGGGCAUCUCUCACCUGGACGAUGACGAGGAGGCCCCUCCAACGAACCAAUUGCGACAACCGUUACCAGAAUCCAAUAGUCACAGAUCCAAGAAGGCCGAACUCAAGAACAAGGAGCACGAGGAAGCUGAUGCUCUGAAACGACCCCAGGCUACAUUGGCAGAGAAAGAUAGCUCCUCUCCAGCCCCCGCGAAGACUACGGAGAACGCGAAAAGCCAAACUGCGCCCAAAGAGAAAUCUGGAAGCUCCCCACCCAACGGAGAAACGACCGAUCCAAACAGGAAACAGGAAAAGAAGAAGCGCUCAGAGGCGGAACGCAAAGAGCGAAAAGAGAGGAAGCGCAGGCAAGCAGUGGCAAACGGCUCAGUGCCAUUGCAACUUGACGGCGCGAGUGAUGAAGAAGACACACAGGCGCCAGUCGCAGGUACCUCCUCGCGGUCUAAGACGCAAAGUCACCCCACAACAGACCCGGUCCGAAUUUAUCGCCGUUGUUGCCAACUUCGCGAAACCCCUGUCCUCAAGAGAGUGGUUGACGAAAUUUCGAAGCCAUCGUCUACACUAGCCGAGUCCCCCGGAACCGUCGCAGCCCUUGAUCUCAGCAACUUCCCAAUGACCUCGCAGGAUUUGACAACUUUCAGCGACUGGCUCGCCGUUGUCCCGGUCCGCAAACUGAUACUCGAAAAUUGCGCUUUAAAUGAUCAAUCUGUCCGAUCGAUUCUCGCGGGCUUGCUUUCUACCAAGACCAUAGAACAGAUGCGUUAUCGACGCAGAAAGUCAAGAAGACCAGAUUGUUCAAGUAUCGAGGACCAGGAGAGGUACGGCGUCGUUGAGAAAUUGUCUUUGAAAGACAAUCCCAAGAUUGGACGAGAGGGAUGGCGCCAUAUCAGUUUGUUCAUUCAUCUGUCCAAGUCGUUGAAAGCCAUCGAUGUUUCAGGCAUACCUUUCCCUCAAGGCCAGGUUACGAUCGACCCUGCCCAAGAUACCACAGCGAAAACCCAAACGCCUGUCGCCGAUGUGAGCAUGGUUUUCGCCAGUGCACUGGCGGAACGCUUUGGUGGAGACCAUCUCGAAGAGUUACUCAUGAGCGAGUGCAAUCCCUCAGUCGAGGCUAUCAAGCAGAUUUGUCAAGCAGUCACUACAAUGGGUCUGCGCAGACUUGGCUUUGCAAGCAACGGCAUGACGAGAGAAGGCUUAGAGCACGUGGUAGAGUACCUCAAGGCGGGCCAAUGUGAAGGACUGGAUUUGGGUGGCAAUGCCAUCAAGAAUGAUCUCGAUCUGAUCACACAGGCACUUGAGCCAGAGACACCUUUGUACGCGUUGAGUCUGGCUGAUUGUUCUUUGAACCCGUCAGUGAUCUGCCCACUGCUCCAAUCUCUUGCCCAGGUGCAUAAUCUCCGCUUCAUCGAUUUCUCCCAUAACCGGGAACUGUUCACGGCGAAACCGGACGCUCUUGGUGCCUUCCGUCGAUUCUUGCCUAAGAUGACAUCGCUGAAGCGUUUCCAUCUUGCUGAUGUCAACUUGACACCAGACCAUGUGAUUGGUCUCGCCGAAGUACUUCCGGAGUGCCCCAGCCUCUGCCACUUGAACAUAUUAGAAAACAAGCAGAUCAUCGAGCUAGCUUCGACAACGAACCCUGUUACCCAAGAAGAGGCAUGUGCGGUGUACGCAUCAAUGAUGGCAGCGGUUCGUGUGUCGCGAACCAUCAUUGCAGUCGAUAUCGAUGUUCCGAGCGCUGAAAACAACGAGGUUGUCAAAGCUUUGGCGUCUCAAAUCGUGGCCUACUCGCUUCGAAACCUGGAAGGCGGCGCCAUUGCCGAAGAACUUUCAGACUCAAUCAUUCCUCUUGGGACUAAGGAUGUUCCGGUGCCCGAAAUCCUGCAGCAUAUUGUUGGUCACUCUGUUCCGUCAGAAGAGCCCUGUGACGAGGAGGAUGAACCGGCUCCUGAUGAAGACUAUGUCAUUAGUGGUACGGGCGUCGUCAAAGCAUUGGGUGUUUGCCUUGGCAAUUUGGAUCGCCAUGGACUCGAUACCCCUGGAGAGAUGUCCGUUCCGGCGAGCGGUACCACAACCCCCAGGCGUCGCAAGUCUCGAAGUGUCGUCAGCAAGCGACCCAGAGACAUGUCAAAAGAUUUGUUGGAGUCCGCACGGAAUAUCAGAACCCGCAUCCAAUCAGCUCUCAUUCGAGAAGACCGUGCUGGUAAUGAUGCGAAUUAUCGUCGCCUGCAGUUCCUUGACAUGACCCUGCACAGGAUGAUUCAGCGCUUCGAAGAUGAAUACCCCGAGACUCGCAUCAUGCCACAGGCCGAGUCAUUACCCUCCCACCCUGCGCCUGACACUAGCUCCCAACACUCAGGGGAGGACGGAACUGGCUCUGUCACUGCUGGCAAUAUGACUAGUAGCCAAAUCGAGGAGAAUGGCGCCGACGAUGAUGACGGCGAAUAUGACACCCGUCUAUCCCGCGCCAGCUCGAUGACCUCUCUUCACUCUCGGGCCAUGACCUCCCAAGAAGGCCACAUUCAUCGCAUUGGCCAGAACCUCCGCCGCGAUUUCCUUAAGCCAUCACUGGUCCCCGGCGAUGGCGACGAAGAGCUCGACAACGAAGACACCUCACACAUCACUGCUCUCAGACAGAAGCUGGAACGUCUGCAGGACGAGCAAUCCCUAUCUCAGUUCGACAACUUCGACUCCGAUAGAGCCUUCGAUCAACUUGGAACCACCGUCGAUGAACUCUGGGCCGCACAGCAACAAGACGCGGAAGGCUUCGAGCGCUUCAAGCAGUCUCAAAUUGCUGCCCAGUUCAACAGCGGUCUUCGGUCGAGGGGCAAUAACGAACCUAGGAAAGACUCUGAUGAAUCAGAGACUAAGUCCUAA
Messenger RNA from Penicillium olsonii, 3576 nucleotides. The record is from the annotation of a GenBank genome assembly. NCBI's taxonomy places the organism in Eukaryota, Fungi, Ascomycota, Eurotiomycetes, Eurotiales, Aspergillaceae.